This is a messenger RNA of Monopterus albus (swamp eel), 6468 nucleotides long. It is a transcript of the gene spag17, whose product is annotated as sperm associated antigen 17. The transcript is spliced from 48 exons. The coding region runs from base 151 to 6468 and encodes 2105 amino acids. Gene Ontology annotation, cellular component: axonemal central apparatus. Gene Ontology annotation, biological process: axonemal central apparatus assembly; epithelial cilium movement involved in extracellular fluid movement. NCBI's taxonomy places the organism in Eukaryota, Metazoa, Chordata, Actinopteri, Synbranchiformes, Synbranchidae. The record is from RefSeq and is a predicted model, not a curated record.
GGAAGAGUCACUUUGCUGUUGCCAGAGGCAACACAGGCACCAGGCGACGCUGACAGGCAAAGUCACGAUUAACUAGCCGUUUCAAACUAAUGAGAUAAUUACUUUAGUGACUAUUUAGUUUACUUUAGUGAUAAUUGUCACAGAGUGGAAAUGGCACCAAAGGCAGCCCAGAAGGCCUCGGUCAAAAAGCCGAGCGCUGCUGGAGCCGCAGCUGGCAACAAGAACUGGGAGGCUGAUCUCAGCACAGCCCCGUUUGAAGAGGACUCAUGGCACACCUGUGUGUCGCUGGUGGUCGGGAGGGGUCCGGAGGAGGAGGCGCUGCUCCGGACUCUGUCCUCGUCCGUACAGCAGUACAGACAUUUCACCUUGUUGACGUGGGACAGCACCAUUUCUAAGAUCCAGGAACUGGGAAAUCCCAAAGCAAAAAAACCCGACAGUGUCCCUGUGUUCUAUGAGGUCACGGAACGUGCCAAGCUGCUGCUGGAUGCAGGAGAGGAGAUCCCCUGUGACCUGAUGGCAAAAAUACUGAAGUUCCAGCUGCUGCAGGUCAAAGCCAGCGAUCGUCAGAGGAGGGAGGCUGAGCAGGCUAAGGAUGAGAAGGCAAAGGGUGGUCCUUCCUCUGCCAGCAAGGACAAAGGAGGGGCCAAGGUCCCUGACAGAAAGGGAAGGACUCCGCUCCCACCUGUUGGACCUUCCAAAGAGAAGAAGACCAGCCUCAAACGCAGGGAUGAAGCUGAGCCGCCUAAGUACAUAGAUGACAAGCCAGACGAUGGUCCUCAACACUACAUCCUGGUGCUGGGCUUCCACCAGCCCCAGCUGAUUGGGCUCCUUAAUGACAUAGGUGUACAUGUAGCGAAUGUGAUCAGGGUGCAUUCAGAGCACACACAGAAGGAACAACACGGCUGUGAGGGCAGUGAGCAGAGCCAGACUGUCUCUCCAGGUCUGGAUGCAGACUCAGCCGGUGUGGAGCUGGCUGCGCAGGCCUGUAGGCUGGAUCUGUUCUGGGCAGGUCUGAGACCAGUUUUGGACAGUGCGCCACCGGACUCCAAGCUCCACAGUGUGGCUCAGCUCAGCUACACUGUCCCACUUCUCUCACCUUCCUUCAGCACACAGGACCCCGAGGCUGUGCGCGAGGCGGGAAGCCAAAUCUUUAAGGGUGUAGCCAGUCUCAUCUAUGACUGCCUGGACUGGCGCAGGCAGCACCAGCACUACCUAGACAGCAUCAAACUCAUCAACAUACCUGCUGCUGUUGGGGGGGAUUCUCAGCCUUUAGAGGUUGGGCCGACCCUUCUCCCCGUGACUCCACUGUCCAAGAAGAAAUCAGUACGGGAGCAAAGCCCAGCAGACCGAGACGCUGGGCUCCAUCCUCUCUCUACACAUGCAGACAUGCGUUAUUAUAAAAAGCUGCUGGACACGAUUCCCCCUGAAGCUAGCUCUGUGCACCUUAUCUUGCACUGUAUGCUGGAGCAGGUGGUGAUUUCCACAGAGCAGCCUGUCUCUACACAGUCCCAUGUGGCUGAGAAGCCCAGACCUCAGGACGGCCCCUGGUUAGACCAUGAGCUGGUCAGCUACAUGCUGCAAAGCUUCCUCCCCCUGGUGCACACAGAAGAGGAGAGAAGCCUCAUGUUAAGCAGCUUGCUAUCUAAAGUACAGGCUGAGGAAGACAAGAAGAGGCUGGUGGAGAAAUUCAGAGCAGAGAAGAGUCAGAAGCAACUGGAGCACCCUCAGGUUGUCAGACACCACGAUGAGCGGGCGCUGCGUUUGAAGGACAUAACAGCGGUUCAGGGUUUUGAUCCAGCAGAGGUGGAGUUGUCCAUGAUGAGGCUGACUCCUGUGGGGGAUCUGAUUCGGUCAGUGCAGCAGAGAAACGGCGCAUCCUGCUGGAUGGCGGUCAAACAGCAGCUACAGCACUACUGCACAGAUGAUGCUGUGUCUUGGCCCGAGGUGGAGCGUCUGCUUCAUCAGAGUGUAUUUGAGACUAUGCCACUGACCGGGGUGGACCGCCAUGGGGUGCUACUGAAUACUGUCCGUCCACCGACAGCAGUCCCCUGGGACAACCCACUAUCCUACGCUGAACAGCAGCUUCAUAACCUUCGGACUAAAGCUAUAGGUCCAACAUUUGUCACUGAGGAUCCUGGAAGCACUGAGCCAGCCACUGGGAGUGUGUGCAGCCAUCUGGACUUGUCUGACAUGCAGUGCUGCAGGCAGAGGUCUCUGUUUGACUGGCACUAUGCUGAACACCACGACGCUUCCGUCUUCCCACAGGUGCUCCAGUUAGCCUCAGAAGAAUACCGCUGCAUGGACACCUUCAGAGGAAGCCAUAACAACAUCCUGUACAUUUUUUGCCACAAUCCUAUGAGCCCUCACCGCCAGUGCAAGGAAUUCUGGGACGUAGCCCUUCACACUGAUGUCAAGUUCAGGACGUACCUGGAGCAUGUGGCAGAGACCAUUUCAGACUGGACAAGAGAGGAGGAAUUAAAGAGGGAGGAAAGGCAGCUCAGAAAUCUCAGCCUAGCAGAGCCGUCUAAAGAUGAAAAGGAUUCAGAUGCUACAGAGGAAGAGAACGCUUUGGAGCCGGUCAUCAGAAAGGACUCCCUCAAAGCAUGGAAGCUGGAGCAGGAGCGGCUAAAGGAGGAGGAGAUGGCCAGGAAGUCAAAGAAGGAGGAUACACCCAGAGGCAGGCUGCUACGGGAGGAGGACAAGAAAAGUAAGACUCUGUCUAGUGCCAAGAAGAGUAGAGCAGAAACAGACGUCAGCUCUGCCAAGACGCCCGUAGAGUCCACUACUACAGCAGCACCACCUGUGGAGGAAGCCACAGAGCGGCAUCAGACCGAGGAACCCUUCAAAGGUUUCACAGGCUACAGCAUGGAUGGAAAGUUGAUCCACGUGUCAGGGCGUGUCCAGUACCUCCUCCCCUCAGACGGAGGACGCAUCACUGUGGAGAAUAUCAGCUAUGUUGAAGGUUCCAGCCUAAUGAAAGUGGCAGUGAGUAAGGAUGGGCAUAGUUUCUACACACACAUCAACCAUGUUGUUGUUGGUCCUGCCAAACUGCCCCCUCAGCGCCAGGACAAUGAUACCAGUGACAUAAAGGGAGACUGUAAAGUGUCAGAGCCUGUGGACAUGAACAGAGUGAAGCAGGGCUCCCUCUCAGCAGUGCUUGACAAUGGAAUCCACCUCUCCUACAGCGUCUACGGGCCCACAGGACAAUACAGAGCGAGUCUCCAGGAAGCAGAGGGGGGGAUCCAAGAGGCCUCCACGUUUGUUCCCUCCCUCUCCUCCUCCUCCUCCUCCCCCACCCACCACUCCAAGAGGACAGGCCUGGAUCCAUCUCCCUCAAAGAGAGACACCCCAGCCACCCAGUCUAAGGUGUGUGAAGUCCAGCCAGCAAUGCCAUCAGCUCCAUUCAGCAGUCUCCACCUGUCUGUCCCUAAUGGCCUCCUGCUGCAGUUUCUCAGAGACGAUGCUGAAGGAGUGUCCUCAGAGGAGCGGGGUGUGUUGGUGAGACAGAGCUUCCCUCUCCAUGGUGGGGGAGAGGGGAGAGUCCUCCAGGACCUCUCCCUCUCCAAAGAACUAUCCCGCAUUGUCACCAGCCAGGGCACCGUCAUCUGUUACCUGAGAGACGGAUCUGCAGAGGUGUUGUUUGCAGACGGUUCUGUCAGUUUCAGCCAGGAUUGUGGUCCAGUGUGGGUGCCUGACUCGGAGGUUGACACGACUCCACAGAAAGCUAAGGACGACGAGAAAGAACAGAGCUUGGAGAAACAGGCUAAUGCUCAGAGAGGGUGCUGGUCAACCACAACUCCCUCUGGAGCUCGUAUCUGCACUGUGGGGACCACUCACCAACACAUACCCACCCCCUCUCUCCUCAGCUUCAGGGCUACAGACCCCGUCACCCGUCAGGUGAUGCUGAGCCGAGAGGAUCUGGUGGUUUCUGUCCAGAACCCAGAUGGCUCUCUUACUGUGGAACAUGCAGAUGGAACCAGGAUCACCAGCUUCUAUCAAGACAGACCACGGCACAUACUGCUGCGUGCAGGGGAGCAGCCUGAGAGCGUGACCCCUAAAUCCGCUUCUGAAUGUGCACGUGGCUGCACCGAGUGUGUCACAUGCUGUGCCGACAGCAUCAGUGAGAAGAUGCACAUCCAGGUUACUUGUGACACUGAAGAAGAGAUUAGCGGGGACCCUACGGGGAAAGAAUGCGACGAGGACGCUGGACGUUGUAUAAAGCUGAGUGAAUGUGAGUGCGUGUGCGAUGCAAAGGAGCAUAACAGCAGCGAGGAGAGUGUGUUUGCAGAAGAGACUGCAGCUGGGAAUGGUAAGAGGAGAGCAUAUGAGAGUGAUAAGGAGAGCGUGUCCACCAAAGAGCGGGUGGUGCUGGUGGAGAAGGAGGGCUGUGCCACAGUGGUGGUGUAUCCAGAGCGACACACGGCCCAUGUCUUUUUAGCCGAUGGGACUGUCAUCACUGGGAACAACCAAGGAGCUUAUCAGGUGUUCCCAUCCAGUUCGGGGCUCCUGCAGAUCCAAAGUGACGGGAAAUGCGUGUACUCAUCUGACUCACUUGUAAGCCCCAGUUCAGAGGGCGGCACCUCUAUAGACCGAGCAGGAAGCUACACCAUGAGUCACACAGACAAAGUGGCCUGUGAUGUUACAGACCCCGACGGAAACCACUUCCAGGUGAUGGAGGAUGGGCAGAUAUCAGUGCUGGACUUCAGUCCUGCUCCAAGCACACUGGAGCCUGGUGAGGAAGAGCAGGAGGACGGAGAAAUGGCCGGGCUUCAUGUAAAACACAGAGAGCAUUAUCCCAGGCUGUUUCUGAUGCGUGCGGAUGGAUCAGGAACGGAGCUGCUGAGCUCCCAAACCGUAGAGGAGCUGCUCUGCCAGGCGUACGCUGACCCUGCCAUAGCGGUGCUGAAGGAGCCGCUGCUAGACACACCCGAUGACUUUGCCAUCACCAUCCUGAAGCCCAGCCACCAGAGUGUGUGGUCCAAGUGGCUGUUAGGGAAACAAAACCCUGACAUCACCCCUCCCAACCUCAGAAACCGCAGCUGGCGCGAUUUCCCUCGAGUUGAGAAGAAGGUCCCAGGUCCUCCGUUCGGUACUGACGUCGGACGAGGUCUGACACUGAGAGAGCGGCCCGGUGGCUCUGCAGCGCAGCGUCAGCCUGUCAGGACCUGCCCUAAAGUCCUGGAGAUGAGGGAGCUCUACCAGCACCGAGCCUUCACCACAGCGCUCAGACACACUGUCGACACACGGCUGAAGGAAUUCAUAGAGAGCUUGAUGGAGAGGAUGCAGCGGUCAGAGGAGAUGAAGGUGAAAGACCCUCGCACUGAGGAGGAGAGUGUCCAGGCUAGUGAUCUGCUCCGUCUAGUCCUGUCUUUUGCAGAGGAAGACGAUGUGGGUCAGACCUUUGACAAGGCCACGUCAGAGUCCGGUCACAAAAUGCAGGAUAAAAAUUGUGAAAUGGACGUAGCUAGUCUGUACAGCCGAGGAGUCGGAGCCUCUGCUGAGCAGUCAGACAUCUCAGAGGACUCAGCUGCUAGUGACAGUUUCAGUAGUGGAAAGGUGUCAAAAUGGACUGAAAGACUUGCACAACACAGACAGGAGCUGAGUGAGGACAAGGCUUGUCGAGAGGCUCUGAGGAAGAAAAACGUUGUUCCUUAUUUCCACCUAGAAAAUAUUCCAGUAUACCAGAGUCUGCUCCAGCACCAAACAGACAUGAGGAGUCUGUCCAUGGAGCUGCCCCCGCUGCCCAGGCCAGACAGUGCUGAGACCUUCCUCAAAGAUGCCCCAACGGAGAACGCUCCACGAUCUUUAAACCCAACACCCUCUCAGUCAGCAAGUCGUGCAGCAGGAAGUGACAGGAUGCCUGAGAAGAGACCCGCAAACCCCACACCUCGGACUGAUGGUGAAGGCGCUUCGAAGGCUUCACCUGGACCGUACAAGUCACUCCGAGUGGAUGUGACUGGAAAGCCCAGGAGGACUAAAGUCAGACUGCCCACCUCCAUCCUCAGCUCGAAGCCCUGCAGCGUACCGAACCAACAGUUCCUGUCAGUGGAAGAGCCAGUGAGGAGGAAGUGUCGAACCAUUUCUCUGACUGACCCCAGUGCCAUAGUGAGGGGCUUUCAGCUCCUCCCGUCCAAGGUGGACCUUGGCACACUGCGGGAGGGCACCUCCUCAGCCGUUACUGUAGUGAUGAAGAAUGUGGGUGUUGAUACGUGCAGGUUCCACGUGAAACAGCCUCCUCCUGCUACAGGCCUGCGUGUCCUCUACAACCAUGGGCCUGUGGCUGCAGGCCUGUCGGUGGAGCUACAGGUUCAGCUGUUUGCCCAAGCAGGAGAGGUCGAGCUGAGAAAAUCCAUCUCCCAGGAUAUCACCAUCUACACUGAGACAGACAUCCUCUACCUGCCUGUCACUGCUAAUAUCCUUUGUCAGGAAAUGUUUUACUUUGGAGGAAACCGUGGCUUGUCUUUUUAG